Molecule: messenger RNA, 2588 nt
Organism: Zootermopsis nevadensis
Lineage: Eukaryota; Metazoa; Arthropoda; Insecta; Blattodea; Termopsidae
Molecular function (GO): protein binding
Source: RefSeq, a predicted model, not a curated record
AUUUCCUGUAACAAUUCCAGUACUGCACUGCUCUGCUUUCGAGGUGCUUCAUUUCAAAAACAGUUUAAAGUCAGGUUACGAAAAUAUUCACUGGUUAAUUUUAUACAUUUUUUUCGUAAUUCUUGGAAUCCAACUCGAAGAUGUUUGGAGACACGAGAGAAAUCCCUGCAGAAAUUGAGAUGUCUUCGUUUAUGGAGAGACCUGGCAAUUCUUCUGAAACCGUAAGCUAUUUGGAGGUUUUGAUUGAGGAAGGAAGAGUGGAGGAACUGGAGAGAUAUCUAUCGCAGCAUCCUGGAUGCAUCAAUGUGCCUUGUGACUACUUUGAUAACACACCUCUCCAUUUAGCCGCUGAGUCUGGUCGAGCAGAAUGUGUCCAACUGCUUCUGAAUCUAGGCGCUAGAACAGAUGUGAAAAAUGCGGACUCCGACACGCCCCUUCAUUUAGCAGCAAUGUUAAAAUCAUCAGAAUGCCUGAAAAUUUUGCUGGAAGCAGAAGAUAUAAUUUGGCAGAAAAACAUGUUCAAAUGUACACCGCUCCACCGUGCUGCUCGAGCGGGCUGUGCCGAUUCUGUCAAGUUAUUGAUAGGACACAUAUCUCGCACAGAGUCACUGAAUAUUGAAGAUGCAGUUAAUAAACCAGAUUUGUGUGGGCGGACUCCGCUUCAUUUUUCUGCUAUGUCACGUUCAUUGGACUGUGUUAAGCUGCUUGUUGCAAACGAAUCCUCUUUGUCACCAGCCGAUGAAUACGGCAAUACUCCUUUGCAUUAUGCAGCCAUGUCGGGGUCACCCGAUAUUGUCAAAUACUUAAUUGUGUGUGGGGCAGAUUUCCUUUUGGAAAACAAAGACAAAUUAAGGGCGCUCGAUAUGGUUCUGAAACAUGUACAAGCCGGCGAAGAUCUCAUGAAAGAGGCUUUUGAUGAAUGUGUCACAUAUAUCGGCUUCGGAGACAUUGAAAUCAGUCUGAAAAUACUUUGUCCUGGGAAUAGGAACAAAAUUGCCGUAGCCAACACACUGUACACAUGUCACAAACAUAAGAAGGAGCUACUUCUUCAUCCCUUGUUGGCGUCAUUCAUCCUUUUCGAGUGGCACAAGAAUAGGAAAUUCAUCUGGUACCGGUUUCUGGUUUAUCUCCUCUACUUGUUCGUACUGACAAUUUUCGUGUCCGUGUCUGCGAAUUAUAAAGCACGGGCGCCAUUGCGGGCUAUAACAGGUCUUCUUUCUGUUCACGUCAUUUUAUUCUGUCUCCUUUAUCUUCUGUCCUCGCAGUAUACGUGGUAUGAACGAGUCUACAAAAUCCUCCUGACUGCAGGCCCUCCGAUCCUGACCCUGGUGUCGGUCUGUAUCCCUUACAAUUCAGAAUGGUGUGGACUGGCCAUCCUGUUUUCAUGGCUGUCUGCCCCUCUGUACUUUAGUACGAUCCAAAUAAUAAGUCAGCAAAUGGAAAUGUUUAGAUUCGUUACCAAGGAGAUAUUUAAACAUUCCCUGGCUCUCUCAUUUGUUCUAUUUGGAUUCUCAAUAACAUUUUUUGUUCUGUAUCGCGAUACAGACGACAAUUUCAGAAACUUGUGGUACUCGUUUCUGUAUACAACGCUGGUACUUCUUCAAGGAGAAGAUAUCGGAAAUUUUGCAUAUGGAGGAAACGGUACUGCCAACUCUACGCAUGGUGAAUGGUACACGCCUUCCUUUACCGAAAAUAUAAUGCACAUGGGAUUCGCAGGUAUCACAGCAUCUCUUUUGUUUGUGUUUUUAGUUACAAUAGCUUUGUUGAAUAUAUUGGUAGCACUGGCUGUUAAGGGUGGCGAUGAACUCAAGGAAUAUGGGAAGGUGUACCACCUGUGGUGUGAGGUACAACUGCUUUAUGACUGGCAUGAGGUGAAGAGGUUCUUUAGAAAAGAUUACAUUAAACGAACUUACGACAAUCUCCAUGAUCAAGGUUUCUUCUUUGUCAGAGAGGGAGACGUCCCCAUGUCGCUGUUACAUGAACUGAGAACCGUGGCGGUGUAUAAAGGCAGAAAGAAAGAGUUGGAACUUAAAGUGGAUAAAAUGGCGGAAAACCUGACGAAAUUUAUGCUCAAGAUAGAAAGUUUGACGAAGGAAUUGAAGAAGGAAUAAUACGUGCUCUUCUUCUGUGUUGUAACGCCGUGUGAGCUUUGUAGGUAGGCACCAACGUGCAAAUCUCUCUUAAUCCCCCCAAUAUUUUUAUCAUCAUAUUCAUCACGAAGCCUUAGGCAUCGUGGAAGAAUUGUUUUGGGCAUAAAAUGGGGAUGAAUGUUUAAUGAGUUAUGCACAGAAAAACAUAAAGCUUGUAGGUCUUUGUGUUUUUAGGACUACUCGUUAAUAUUGUUGGGUUUUAAGGGAAAUUGUAAAGUGACGAGAAAUUUUAAGUAAAACUCACCUGUACCGAGUUUAAUGAAAAUCCGUCAAGCGUUUCCAGGUUUCUGAAAUGUUCGUGGUUGCACACUGUCAUGUGAUGUGUGUGUGUGUUGAGUGAGUGUGCUGUAUUUUGUUGUAAAAUGAUUGUAAAAUGUAAGUAAACUGAAUAAAUAAAUGAUUGUUUGCACACAGAAUAAUAAACGAAUAUGAUAAUUA